AUGCCCAUCCGGCCCUUGGAUGACUGGCUCGCCAGCCGUCAUUCCUCUCUUCCCCUCUCCGCCCUCAAAGGCGCCGUCGUCGGAAUUGAUGCGUCGCACUACAUCUCCCAGCACCUUCUUCACCACUCCACCCGCGAGCCUCUGCUGGUCGCCCUGGGUGGCUUUCCGUUCGCACUCAAGAGUAAUAUCGAAAGAGAGUUACGUCUACUCAAAGAGCUCGGAAUUGCAACCCUCUUCGUCUUCAAUGGCCUAGACUUUGGCACCAAAAACCAACGACCCCACGUCUCACCGGAGUCGGUCCGUGCCUUCGAACAAGCCUGGGAUCUCUACGACCAGCAACAGGCCGACCAGGUCGUGGAUGCGUUCAGCGGAGCCGGCACCCCUCGGCCGGAAACUCUCUAUCGCUUUUUGCAGCGUAUCCUGCGCCAAAAUGGCGUGGACUACCUCGUCGCCCCCUACAGUGCUGCGGCUCAGCUGUCCUACCUUGCGAAAGGAACCAACCCCCUCGUUGAUGCCAUCUGUGGACCAACUGAAGUCCUCCUGUUCGACGUCGACAAGUUGAUUACUCGCAUUGACAUCGACCCGGCCCAGUUUCACUGGGUUACCAAGCAGACAUGUCAGGAGGAGCUUACUCGUCUUUCCAAUGAGCAGUUCCUCGAUUUCUGUCUCCUCCUUGGGUCUUCCUUCCUGCCCACCUUUCCUGCCUUCGAAAAUCCUCAAUUCCCUGGCAAGUUUACUCUGCAACAUGCGCUCCAGAUGUUCAACUUGGGCGGACGCAGUGCACUGUCUCUUUGUGCUCAGUUUGAAGACAACCCUCGUGUUCUGGACCUCCAAUACACCGACCGCUACAAGCGUGCCUUAAUGACCGUCAAACACCAUGUCUACAUGGAUGAAGAAGGCCGGGUUGGCCCUAUGGACCCUGAAAAUACCUCCAACGAUAUGCAUGAGUUGAUAGGCCAGCGCCUGCCGGAAGAGCUUUACUUCUACCUCUCCAAAGGUGUUCUCGGCCCGGACGUCCCCAACUACCUGACCUCUGGCGAGGUACUUGUUUCUCUCCCUCUAGGAGUAGAGGAUACGGAGAUCUACCGCCACGUCGCGGGUAGCGCCCUUACCCCAAUCCGCACACAGGCCAUUUGUCUUUUGUCCAAUUCCCUCCACCGAUUCUAUCAAACCAAAGUGAUUAAUGUCCGCACCUGGUAUGACGAAAAGUCAGACUCGUCGAUCAACCUCAAAACGAUUCCCUCUGUCAAGGAAAGCAUCGCGCCUUGGAAGAUUCGGUCCAACCAGCUCCCUGACUCGCUGAAGAAGCUGCAGGAGUCCUGUGGCUUGUUCAAGUUUGCCGUCCAGAGCCUGAAGGACUCGGACUUUGCCUCCAAAUCUUUGAAAGCCAGAGAGUCUCAGCCAUUGUCGUCACAAGAUGAAAUCCUCGCCAAUGUGUUCUGGCGGUUCUUGCAACUCCGAGGGUAUAUUGAUGAAAAAACCCACCAGCUUACGCAGUGGGGUGCUUGCCUGGAGCAGGCGCUCUCCGUCUUGGACCCGUCGGAUACGCUUGAAGAGGCUACAUUCCUCGCAAUUGAGAUGCUUCGUUUCGGACUUCUCAAUUCCAAGCAGUGGUUCUCCCAUGUCUCGGGAGGACCAAUGCGGGGAUCAGAUGAGGACAAGAGCUUCAAUAUGUUGGUGUCCCGCGUGGCGUGCAUCGCCAAGUUACAGCAUAAGAGCAUCGGAUACUCGGGCCCUCUCAGCAGACAGUUGCUAUGCUACCGCUCUCUGGUUUCGGAGGUUCGGUCUGCGUUACGGAAUCUGAUCGAGGUGGUUUUGACUGGUCUCCUUCUCAGCGGCGAUGCUGAUCGGGAGCGGUCCGACUGGAACGACCUGAGUAUUAGACUCCCGUUCAUUGACGAUAACGACUGCGGCCUUGGAAUUGCCGUGCGCACGUACCUGGAUGACCUGCCUCUGCAGGCCGAUCCGCUCAGCGCGGAGGCACGGGCCGAGGUGAAGUCGAAGGGCAAGGAAUGGUUCCAGCACAGUGACAGUUUCACGGGCAACUUGGACAUGGCAUUCAAGUUGUGGGAUGCGGUCUACAAGGGGACGCAGCAUGCGGGCAAGGAGUUCAAGGACAGCAAGACAUUUGAGGCUGCGAACGCCUGGCUCGCAGACAGACGGUGA
Molecule: messenger RNA, 2166 nt
Organism: Aspergillus terreus NIH2624
Lineage: Eukaryota; Fungi; Ascomycota; Eurotiomycetes; Eurotiales; Aspergillaceae
Product: MKT1 family protein
Exons: 9
Coding region: 1-2166 (721 amino acids)
Biological process (GO): DNA double-strand break processing; mismatch repair; DNA recombination
Cellular component (GO): nucleus
Molecular function (GO): 5'-3' DNA exonuclease activity; 5'-flap endonuclease activity
Source: RefSeq, a predicted model, not a curated record